AUGCCUUCUAAGGAACCCGACGUCCGGUCGGCGUGGGAACGUCGAUUUGAUCGCAAACCCGUUUCUUCGAACCCCGUCUACGCUGACCUCGACGUCGAGCACAAUGAACUGGUCCAGACCUGGAAAGCCUUCAUCCACCACCUACCCCCAGAAGACCGCGUGCAAUGGGAACCGCGACCGCAGACCGCUACCGAUGUCCACACUCUCAUGCAAUCCCUAAAAAGCUACUGGAUGGAGCGUCCUCGACAACGCGUCUUCCGCCGUGCCAUCGUUCUCUGCGAUAAAUUCCUCCCAACUGUUGACACCCAUGCCCUCGUGCUUGUCGCUCUACCCGAUGGAGCUCGCUAUUAUAUUCCUCUACUUUACGCGGUCCUACAAUCUGUGAUCAAGGCUUCGUCAAACUACCCCUUAGUAAUUGAAGGAUUUAUUACAACCAUGCUCGAUAUCAACCUUGCCCUACAACUCCCCGGGAACCCGAACUCCUCUGAUGUAGAACCUAUCGCGAGGACCUAUGCUUUAGUUUUCUUGCUUCUCACCGAGUUCAUGGAUUGGUAUCGGCAAGCUCGGACAUUCAAUGGAGCGGAUGACAUGGAAAUCGAUAAUGAACGCGAUGCAGCCUAUACCCCCCGCUCACUCUGGGAAGAGUCCCAGUUGAGUCAAGUGGGACGUCAUGGGGACCGUCGCCGCCAUGCGGCUCAAAAUACCAUGACACGGCGGUUGAUCUGGGAUAUUCAACAAGACGCCGAAAAGCGAGAUCGCCUCCGAGAGACUCGAGAGCAGCUUUUAGCUCAAGUUCUCCGAGCCGUGGACGGCAAACUCGACCCUGUUAAUGAGAAGAGCAGCGAUAUUGUGUGUCUGACCACAGCGGCACCGGACUUGGUCACGCCUCAUUUCGAAUGGUCCAGAGGGUCCAAGCGUCGCCUGGCUCGCCUGGAGCUCCAGAGCGAAUCAAAGCAUCUCCAACCGUUCUUCGACAGUGACGACCAAAUCGCAGAGUUAGAACCUGAUGAGAAGGUGGUGGUAGAGGCUAGUGUAAUCACCGCCCUGCGAAAAUGGGUCACCAGUCCUCGUUCCCAGGCAUUGGCCGUGGGCGGGUCGGCAUCCACGACUUUCCCCAGCCCAGUAGGUCGUCUCUCGGCGUGCUAUGCUUCCUUUGCCCGCGAGGCCCGCCUACCCCAGGGUCUCAUCGCUCUCACUUACAGCCUAAUCCGACAAAUGAUUGAUACCCUUCCGACUGUGGUGGACAGCGACUCUCUUCUCGACUUGACUGCCGAGCGGUUCCGCAAAGUGGAUGGGAGUCUCGCCAGCUGGACAGCUGCACUAUCACUAGUGGACACCCUGUUGCAUUUUGCACCACCAUUACUUGUCUGCAUCAUCGACGGAAUCGACAAAAUCCACGACGAGUCAACGGAUGUCGCCUUGCGAGAGCUGCUUCGAGUGCUACUCACUCACACCCGGCACCAGCCCCCCGUUAGCGGGGACAGUCCAGGGCCAGCAUUUCUGUUCAAAGUCCUCUUCACAGUCGCUGUCCGACCCAGCGCGUUGGUGGACACCAUGUCUGAAAAUGAACUGGUCCUCAGUGAAACCGCCUUGCCAGAAGAGCUUAACAACCCCGAUGCAGUCCUGGCAUCGGAUCUCGCGCAGUCGCAAUGA
Molecule: messenger RNA, 1653 nt
Organism: Penicillium chermesinum
Lineage: Eukaryota; Fungi; Ascomycota; Eurotiomycetes; Eurotiales; Aspergillaceae
Exons: 6
Coding region: 1-1653 (550 amino acids)
Source: RefSeq, a predicted model, not a curated record